AACCUUGGUUGCUACUCCCUUUUUCUGCCCUCAAUUAUGAAGAGCUGGCCAUUCAUUGACUUUGGCUAGAAAGAGGUAUUUCUCUUCAUUCUACCGGACUCAUAGUCAGACAAGAUCCCUUUCGGGCCAGGUCACAGUCAUCCAAUAUAUCAAAGGAGCGCCCGUAGCCUUGGAAGAGGGCUCACGUCUUCCGUACCGAACUCCGUGGUAUCAUAUACUGGAUGAGAUGAACAAGUGUUAUGUCUCAACGUGAUGCGACUAUCCAGCCCUUACCCGAAGAUGUAGUUGCAAAGAUCAAGUCCUCCAUUUCCAUCACCUCUCUGAACGGUGUCAUUCUAGAACUGGUCAAGAACUCGCUUGACGCAGAUGCCGGGACAAUCAAGAUCACUGUCGAUUAUCAGCGCGGCGGAUGCGUGGUAGAGGAUGAUGGCCAUGGUAUCCCUCCUCGGGAGUUUGAGCGAGAUGGGGGGCUUGGAAAAACAUACUGCACUUCGAAAUUUGAGUCAAAGAGACUGACAUAUGGCCAUAAAGGCAUGUUCCUUGCCUCGUUGGCGGCUCUCUCAUUACUGACUAUAACGUCUCGUCACGUUCCACAUGAGAGUACGAAUUCUAUCAUCUUCCACCAAGGGAAGCUUGUUGCUAGAUUACUACCAGCUCCUCCACAGCAGGAACUGGAGUUGAGUGACCAUGGCACCAGAGUCAAUGUUCACGACCUGUUUGGGAAUAUUCCUGUGCGUGUGAAAAGCCGAGCACUGGCUCUUCAGAAGCCAGAGGAGAUUGACAGGGAGUGGGAUAACUUGAGAAGGAUACUCACUGCUCUCAUGCUCGCAAAUGACAGAUCCACCAAGGUGUCUGUUUCUGAUGCAGUCGGAAACAGGAAGUUCAGCAUCCGAGGUCGGAGUUCCUCGGUUCUUCCUUCGGAACCUGCCACACCGAUGAUAGAUAUCGGACAGGUCACCUUCUUACUGAGAAAUGCCGGCUUCCUCACCUCUCAGAAUGGCGGCUCCUGGGCAUCAGUGUCUGCGAGCACUCCCGAGUUAUCUAUCCAAGCUGCUAUUUCGCUCGAACCGAGUCCAACGAAACAGGUGCAGUUCAUGUCACUGGGAAAGCAUCCGAUCUUUCCACGAAACAAUGCGAACGUCCUAUUCAAUGAAGUUAACAGGAUAUUCGGCUCAUCUGACUUUGGUAAUAUGGAAUCUUCAGUCAACAGCUCUUCUGAUAUGAUAAGACUGAGAAGCACCCAAAGGGAUACUCUACCAGGGUUCAAGUCGGCAAGCAAGACCGUGGCUCGGUGGCCCAUGUUCUAUAUACGAAUUGAUACACAAGAUGACGAUGGGCGUGUUGGCGAAGAAAGUGACAUUUUCACUUCUGAUAGUUCCCUGCAACAUAUGCUGGACGUGCUGAGUGCUAUGCUGCACCAGUUCUUACAGCAGCAUUGUCUUCGGCCAAGGUUUGGACGCCAAAAGAAAGAGGAGACUCAGGUAUCUUUUGAUACUGAGGACAAUGCCCAACAAACAUCUGGUCGGUCAAAAACUUCCUCAAAACAUAAAUUACCUCCCGGGAGAGAUCGAACACGCAGCAAAUUCGGCCACAGCACAGAAGAGUCCUUGGAUGACCGAAUAAUACUUCCAAAAUUCAGAAACAGACCUUCAUCAAGUACAUCUUUGUAUUUUAGCGGCUUGUCGAGGAUUAAAAGCGGGAAAGAGUGUACGCUUGAUGCUAUCUGUGCCGGCCUCCCUCGUGGCAAACUGUCAGCUCCUCCUGCGCUCUCUAAUUCUAAAAACCGCAUAUCUUCUGUUAAUGAAGAUAUUGCAAAUCAUGGUUCCUCUACUUUGCUGGGGUCAGAGUUUGCUGACGAUCCCUUACUCGAGAGUACUCCUCUUCAUCAUGAGACUAGUACAGUUGAUGGUACACAUGUAUGGGUGGACCCGGUCUCAAAGACUCGCGUUUUGAUAAAUUCGCGAACCGGGCAGGUUGUGCCUCCAGGCCAGUCCACGACUAAGCUGACACGGCCUAAGGAAAUUAUUUCUAGACCGCAUUCUGCCAGUUUUCUGCGGGACAGAAGCAACAACGCAGAGAUGAUCAAACGCCCAGCGUCGGCACUUCCAACUGUGGGCAGCGGUUGGUUAGAUGAUAUAAUGAAAAGGUGGAAUAAUCCAGUGUUGUCGCGAUGGGAGAGGCCGAUAACUGCAGUCGAUCCUGUUGCGAGCCGACAAGCGGAGAGAUCCUUUCUUGACAGAAGUCAUCACUGCUCAGCUUUCUCGGCACAGGCUGAAAGCUUUACACCAUUCAGGGGGAAGCUUUCCAAAAUUGCGCUUCAGAAGGCAGAAGUUAUAGCCCAGGUCGACUGCAAAUUUAUUCUUAUCAAGAUGACAACCGCAUCUGAUCUGGAGGUGUCGGGGAGCGUUUUGGCCAUAGUGGAUCAACAUGCAGCCGACGAAAGGUGCCGUAUUGAAAAACUCUUCGAAGAGAUUUUUCUACCGCCGGCCCUAACUGGCGGUAUUGGCCAGCAUGUUGAAGUGCACACAACGGAGCUGCUGCCACCAAUCGAAUUUGAAACAUCAGCAGUCGAAUUCAGGCUGUUCAGAAAAUACUCUGAAUUCUUUACUUCAUGGGGUUGCCAUUAUGAGCUUUCUAAAGUCCCGGAGACGAAAGGCGGUAAAGUCUCCCUGACUGCACUUCCAACUGGUAUUGUGGAACGCUGCAGAAUGGAAUCUACUUUAGCUAUAGAUAUGCUACGAGGAGAAAUCUGGAAGCGUGAGGAGACCGGCAAGAAUAUUCCCGGGAUCAUUACGAGGACAUCGUCCGCUGAACAGUUGAGACAACAAAAGGAUGCCAUUUCCCCGCCGUCAGAUCAGGAUGAGACGCUGGCGGAUGAGAAGUCAUCAUUCUGGGUUGACCAUAUCGCCGACUGCCCUCAAGGGAUAAUUGACCUUCUCAAUUCUCGAGCCUGCAGGAGUGCGAUCAUGUUUAAUGACCCGCUGACUCUUGGUGAAUCCAGAAAUCUAGUCUCCCGCCUUUCUCGGUGUGCUUUUCCUUUCCAAUGCGCACAUGGACGGCCGACUAUGAUACCCAUAAUGGAUCUUGGAUUGCAAAAUUCAACAGAGGAUGAGCCUGGGUCGACCAACCCUGGCAGUGAUAACUUCAGGGCUAAAGAAAACAGCAUUGAUUCAAUAGAGGGACUUGGCUUCGCAGAUGCAUUCAAAGCUUGGAGACAUACAGUGCACUAGUCUCGAAUCAGGUUUUCAUUUUUACUUUGGACAUCAUUUUGAUAUUUCUGGAUAUAGAUUAUGCAAUGCCGUAAGUGGGCGGUGAUAAUCAAAGUUCAUGCAUAGAACAAUACAAUGCAAUACCCUGGAGCGUGACUCACCUGCAUUGAUCCCCGUGAACAACUAUAUAACUCAACAUACUUUAGAAUGUGACUCGCGUUCC
Paecilomyces variotii is the source of this 3432-nucleotide messenger RNA. RefSeq names its product DNA mismatch repair protein. The transcript is spliced from 2 exons. Lineage: Eukaryota; Fungi; Ascomycota; Eurotiomycetes; Eurotiales; Thermoascaceae. Gene Ontology annotation, cellular component: mismatch repair complex. Bases 240 to 3230 code for a protein of 996 amino acids. Gene Ontology annotation, molecular function: ATP-dependent DNA damage sensor activity; ATP hydrolysis activity; ATP binding. Gene Ontology annotation, biological process: mismatch repair. The record is from RefSeq and is a predicted model, not a curated record.